GAGAAGGCGGAAGGUUGCUCCCGUUGCGUGACGCGGUUUUGCGUGGCGAACUCUCCGCUGAUCCAAGGGGAUCCUCUGGCGACACGCCCCCAGGAGGCAGAAGGAGGGAGGAGAGGAGGAGCAGCGCGAGUUUCCGCUUCUCCUCCCAUUAGCAGCACCUGUGUGACCGCAGCUGCUGCUGCUUCUCCUCCAGCCGAACCUCCUGAUGGGCUGCAUACUUUCGGUUCUGUUCGGUUCGGAUUUUCUCCUCUCUGCGGGUCCAUAAGCGGCUGCCGUUCAUGCACAUCUCGCUGCAGAGAGACGCUGCGGAACUGGAUCGGGAGGCUCCAGUGUGCGGAGCAGGUACGGACAUGCUCACCUCGGACCCGUGGUUCUGGUUCGGGUCCUGGUUCUGGUUUGGAGAACCGGAUUCUCAUAAGAGCUAAAACUAAAAAAAAGAGCUGCAGGAAAAUCUUUAGAUCCAAGCGGAGAGGAGUGGGUUGGACCUGCGGAGGUGAGUCUGCUGCUUUCUGCCUCCAAACUAACAGAAAGUGACUCCAUCACCGGAGGUUCUGUUUGGUUCCUCUCCUGCACCUCAGCAUCUCUCACCUCUCCAAAGAUUGUUUGCGUAAAACUCCGCUCCUUGGAGGACCUGGAGGCUCCAUUUGCUCGCCGUCGGAUGUCCGCUCGUUGCCCCGCAGCCCCCUGAACCUCCAGCCGAACCUUCCGCAGAGCUCCGGGCCAGCAUGGCUGCAGGAGUCGCCGCAUGGAUGCCGUUCGCCCGCGCCGCGGCCAUCGGCUGGAUGCCGGUGGCCAGCGCGCCCAUGCCGGUGCCUCCGCAGGAGAAGCGGCGCGGCAGGGACGGACUAAUCGUGCUGAACGUGAGCGGAACCAGGUUCCAGACCUGGCGGGACACCCUGGAGCGGUACCCGGACACCCUGCUCGGCAGCUCGGAGCGGGACUUCUUCUUCCACGAGGAGAGCAACGAGUACUUCUUCGACCGCGACCCGGACAUCUUCAGGCACAUCCUGAACUUUUACCGAACCGGGAAGCUGCACUACCCGCGCCAGGAGUGCAUCUCCGCCUACGAAGAGGAGCUGGCCUUCUUCGGCAUCAUCCCGGAGAUCAUCGGGGACUGCUGCUAUGAGGAGUACAAGGACCGGCGGCGGGAGAACCAAGAGCGCAUCCAGGACGACGAGGAGAACGAUCAGACCAACGACCUGAUGCCCGCGGACGCCAGCUUCCGUGAGACCAUGUGGCGCGCCUUUGAGAACCCGCACACCUCCACCAUGGCGCUGGUCUUCUACUAUGUGACGGGCUUCUUCAUCGCCGUGUCGGUCAUGGCCAACGUGGUGGAGACGGUGCCGUGCGGCGCCGCGCCGAACCGCGUCAAGGUGAUGUCCUGCGGGGAGCGCUACGCGCUGGCCUUCUUCUGCCUGGACACAGCGUGCGUCAUGAUCUUCACGGUGGAGUACCUGCUGCGCCUGCUGGCCGCGCCAAGCCGCUACAAGUUCGUCAAGAGCGUGAUGAGCGUCAUCGACGUGGUGGCCAUCAUGCCCUACUACAUCGGCCUGGUCAUGACGGACAAUGAGGACGUUAGUGGCGCCUUCGUCACCCUGCGGGUCUUCAGGGUGUUCCGAAUCUUCAAGUUCUCGCGGCAUUCUGCGGGACUUCGCAUCUUGGGCUACACGCUGAAGAGCUGUGCGUCAGAGCUGGGCUUCCUGCUCUUCUCUCUCACCAUGGCCAUCAUCAUCUUUGCCACCGUCAUGUUCUAUGCUGAGAAGGGCUCAGGCAGCAAGUUCACCAGCAUCCCAGCAGCCUUCUGGUACACCAUCGUUACCAUGACAACGCUUGGGUAA
Molecule: messenger RNA, 1838 nt
Organism: Cyprinodon variegatus (sheepshead minnow)
Lineage: Eukaryota; Metazoa; Chordata; Actinopteri; Cyprinodontiformes; Cyprinodontidae
Product: potassium voltage-gated channel subfamily D member 2-like
Exons: 1
Coding region: 726-1838 (370 amino acids)
Biological process (GO): protein homooligomerization; potassium ion transmembrane transport
Cellular component (GO): voltage-gated potassium channel complex; membrane
Molecular function (GO): protein binding; A-type (transient outward) potassium channel activity
Source: RefSeq, a predicted model, not a curated record